UUAAUACCUAUUGUCUCUUCCCUUCUCCUUUUCUGUAACGAAAACCCAAAACCCUAAAAUUGGAUUCGCUUUUUGAUUCUUUCCCGCAGAGAAGAGGAACGGAGCACUAAAACCCUAGCGGACGUGCCCCAAUGAAUUAUGCGGAAGAUGAUGCCUCCUCGGGCUCUGGAGAUGAUAUGAACAUGGUAGAUGGACAUAACAAGCGGCAGUCUAUGACGCCAUCAGGUUCUGGUCGGGGCAAGAGAAGCCGUAAGGCUACUGGUGAUGCUAUAGUGGAUGCUAUGCUGGAAAUAGCAGCUGCUUCAAAGAUGAGAGCAUCUACAAUUAUGAGGAAUGAAGACCGCUUUUCUAUAAGCAAAUGCAUUAAAGUAUUGGAUGAGAUGCAAGGUGUUGAUCAACGAAUUUACUUUCUUGCCUUGGAUUUAUUUGAGAACCCCAGUGCCAGAGAAAUCUUUAUUUCCCUUAAGAGUGAGAAACGAUUGCUAUGGUUGCAGGGAAAGUGUAAUUCUUUGUCUGGUUAGAUAGUUUAAUGGAAGUCACUGUACUUUUUAGUCACAAGAUUCACAAUAUUUGGUUUUGGUCCACAUAAGCAUAAUGCUGCCUAGAGCUUCUAUGAUUGUAAUUAGUUUGACUUCAUCUGUCUCGUUCAGUUUACUGAUCUUAAAUAAUAGUUAAUGGCUUCA
Molecule: messenger RNA, 683 nt
Organism: Rubroshorea leprosula
Lineage: Eukaryota; Viridiplantae; Streptophyta; Magnoliopsida; Malvales; Dipterocarpaceae
Source: the annotation of a GenBank genome assembly